AUGGAGUGUUUCCGACAAAUCGGCCGUUGCCUCAAGUCCCCAUUCCAGCGCAAGCAAGCACCGAAAGGAUUGGAAAUUGGACACCCAACAAACUUUCGCAAAGAGAAGACGCCGGUCUUCUUCUCGGAUGAUGACACGCUGACAUCGCACAGUCUUGGCUCGGACAAUGACAGUGCGAUGAAGACUAUCGACCUUCCAUCCGCACGAGAGAAGUUCAGGCACCACGUUCGGCGGAUGAGCGGCCGGCUCUCUCGAUCGAAUGACGACCUCUAA
This is a messenger RNA of Aspergillus glaucus CBS 516.65, 273 nucleotides long. RefSeq lists its product as uncharacterized. The coding region runs from base 1 to 273 and encodes 90 amino acids. Lineage: Eukaryota; Fungi; Ascomycota; Eurotiomycetes; Eurotiales; Aspergillaceae. The record is from RefSeq and is a predicted model, not a curated record. The transcript has 3 exons.